This is a messenger RNA of Chaetomium strumarium, 414 nucleotides long. RefSeq lists its product as uncharacterized. Gene Ontology annotation, biological process: proton motive force-driven ATP synthesis. The record is from RefSeq and is a predicted model, not a curated record. The transcript is spliced from 4 exons. NCBI's taxonomy places the organism in Eukaryota, Fungi, Ascomycota, Sordariomycetes, Sordariales, Chaetomiaceae. The coding region runs from base 1 to 414 and encodes 137 amino acids.
AUGACGUAUGUGGGGAGUUCAGAUCUCAUCUUUCAGAGCUUGGCCGAUGAGACGGGAGUUUCCGUAAGACAAAUUCAAGCCGCCCUGAUUAGCUUGUGUACUCAAGACAUCGCAUCCUCCAGAUCGCUCCCGACAGGACAACCUGCGCACAUCGCCAAGUUCCACGUCUUAUAUUUCGUCAAGAUGGUCCAGAAGUACAAUAUUCUCGGCGCGCAGGUCGGCUCGCACUACCUGGCGAUGGGCGUCCUUGGCACAUUAUUUGGCGGUGUGUACGCUGCAACACGCGGCGGCAAGAAAACCACGGCCACCACGCCGCCGAUCAAUGCUUCCAGCCCUGAUGAGGCCGACUUUAUCAAGAAGUUCAUAGAAGACGCAGGUGCGGAGGAAAAGAAGGCCGGCUCAGCGAAGCACUAG